This is a messenger RNA of Paramacrobiotus metropolitanus, 2206 nucleotides long. RefSeq names its product L-lactate transporter-like. The record is from RefSeq and is a predicted model, not a curated record. Gene Ontology annotation, biological process: transmembrane transport. Gene Ontology annotation, molecular function: transmembrane transporter activity. The transcript is spliced from 11 exons. Bases 287 to 2047 code for a protein of 586 amino acids. Lineage: Eukaryota; Metazoa; Tardigrada; Eutardigrada; Parachela; Macrobiotidae.
AAAUUGUAAGCACUAAGCAGUCAUUCAUCCAGUUUCAGUCAAGUAAAGUAAGGUAUUCCAUUUUGCAGUGCACAUCUUCGGUUAAGUGUGCAAAGCUAAACUGUGAGGAGUGUUCGUCCGGCUAUUUGGAUAUUCUUUCUGUUUACUCAUGACGCUGAUUAUUUCCUUAUCACCGGCAGUUAUUGUUCGUCGGUGAGUGGAUUUGUAGCGGUAUUGUCCGAUCGACCCGUCCAUCAGAAUACCCCACUUCCGCGAAUAAUUUGCGCAGACUGUGCAGCCAUCCAAUAUGAGCAAGUUCGUGCGAAAGGUUAAAAGUGCUGUCAAGUACCAUUACAGCGAAACGAGCUAUCCGCGCACCGAAAAGCAGCUGGAACGUGAACAAUGGCUUAUUCCGAAACUGAUCCCGUUCAAUCGUUACAUGCUGAUGCCGGCAGCAGUACUGAUCCAAGUUUGUUGUGGUUCAUUGUACGCAUGGAGCGGCUUCAAUUUGCCUCUCGAGGCCAGAUUGUACGGGUUUAAUGGAGCUACGGAUCGAGCAAUCGCUGUCAAUGUUUUCUACCUGGCCGUUGCCAUCUUCGCGUUGAAUGCAGCCUUCCUCGGUCCGUGGUUAGAGCGCAACGGACCACGAAAAGGAGCCAUUUUGGGAGCUUGCCUGUUCUACCUGGGGAAUUUAGUGGCAGCGCUCGGAGUUUACGUUAACCAGAUGUGGCUGAUCUACAUCGGUUACGGUGUAAUCGGAGGUGCGGGCGUUGGUAUCAGCUACAUCUCGCCCGUGUCACCAUUGCAGAAAUGGUUUCCGGAAAUUCGUGGGGUGGCGGCUGGGUUGGCUGUGUGUGGAUUUGGUGCCGGGAGUAUCUUUUCGCCAUACACGCAGAACGCUCUGAUUGGUCCAGAUUACGCCGCCACCGGACAGGAAUUUCUCGGGAUCGAAUUGACCUUUGUGAUCCUGGGAUCGUGCUACUUUGUAGUCAUGCUGGUUUCCGCGCUCAUACUCCGUAUGCCUCCGCCUGGUUAUGUGGUAAAAGGGGUAACAGUCCACACAGUGAAGGGAGCGGAAAAGCUGUUUGUCACCAAAGAUAAAGUAGAAGAUGAAACCGCAAAAACGGAUAAACAAGGGAUCGAGAUGACAAACAUCACGGGAGAUAAUCCACAGAAACCCCGCAAAUCGAGCACGGUUGUUGUUCCGGAUUACACUAAGCAUUUUUCUAUGAGCCUGAAGGAAUCAUUGACAUCUCCUCAAUACUGGAUGAUGUACUUCACCUUUCUUGGAUCGGAAAUCACCGGCUUACUGAGUAUCUCCAAAAUCCAGAGCAUAGCGCAAAAUCAACUGAAGCAAUCAAAUGCCGUUUCCGCCGAUAUCAAUUCCGGACUGGGCGGGGUGAACUUGUUAGGGCGACUAUUGCUGCCCUUCAUAUCCGAUUUGAUCCAGAGUCGGAAAGCGCUGUUUAUACUGUCCCUAAUAUGCCAAGCUGUGUGUCUGGGAUGUCUGCCUAGCGCUAUGGCAGCGGACAGUUUAGCGGGAGUAUUAACGUGCGCUUUCGUUAUCGGAUUCUUUUAUGGAGGCGGAUUCGGCUUGAUGCCGGCAUAUUUAGCCGACCAGUUCGGGGCCAAAAAUGUGGGAGCCACGCACGGCAUGAUUUUAACAGCGUGGGCCAUCGCCGGUGUGGGCGGUGGUAUGGUUUUCACAGAAGUCUACAAUCAGCAACGGGAAACGUAUCCAGAAAGCGAGAUGAUGUGGUACGACUUAAAUUUCCGCUGGAUUCUUGGACCUGUAUUGCUAGCACUAAUUCUGGCGGUUUUCACUCCGACCAAUCUGCGCGACCGCAUGCUGCCCCGUGUCGAAGGCGAGCGCUUCCGGUUGCGUUUGCCCAAUGGGCACUUGCUGCGUUUUGGGGGUGGGCGAUUCCAUGUUGUCAGCACGGAAGAGGAGGAGAACGAGUGGGAAGCAUACCUCGCCUCGCUAAGCACACGAAAACUUUCCAUCAAAGACAGUAGCGCGGAAAAAGCGGCAGAUGCUGUAUCUCAGAGUACGGUGAUAAAGGCUUAACCAAAGGACUUAUGUAAGCAGUAGCCGCACGCAUUCAUCUAUCGAUGGGAGCGUCUGGAAGACGCUGUCACCUGGGCCCGUUGCGACGACGUGGAUAAUUGUCCACUCGCUCCGCUACUCUCGCUCUUCACCGGCAAGUGGAACAUCAACCGCAAUCCA